AUCUACCUUUCCAUUAACGAGAAAUUCAACACAGCUCGAGCCCAUUAUGACGUCUCUUAGAGCAAAGUUCCAGUCGCGAUCCUGGCAAAAGGAUCAAUUCACCAUCUCAACAGAUCCCAACCUAUUCCCUAUCUCCCAACUCUCAGAUAUCUUUAAUUCGAGCGAGUUCUAUUGGGCCAGUGCACUAUCACCCGAAGCCUUCAAAGAGGCACUUCACAACUCCCUGUCCUUCGGCAUCUACGACUCGGCUCAAUCACCCAGCCCAGAAUCGCCAGGCAAACUGAUCGGCCUCGCUCGGUUGGUGACAGACUUUGUUACUUUUGCGUAUCUUACAGAUGUAUGGGUUGAUCCGACAUACCAAGGCAAGGGUUUGGGGAGCUGGCUUGUUCGUUGUAUCCAAGAAACACUGGACGAGAUGCCGGAUCUGCGACGAGCGAUGCUGCUCACGGGAGAUUGGGAGAGGUCUGUGCCGUUCUAUGAGAGGCUGUUGGGUAUGAGCUUGGUUGAACCGAAGAGGGGUGAAGGACUUGCUGUUAUGGAGAGUAAGGGAAGAGGUCAUCCAACUUAUGGAAAGACAGGUCUAGGGUAUGACUGAGUGUGAGUCUUUAAUAUUAUGUGUGUACUGCAUGUAACUAAUAUUUAUCUGAGAGAGUUUAGAAACUGGAAUACUCACAGCUUCUCAUUCUCGAAAUUCCAUAUAGAAAAGUAUUGUAUUAUUCUGAAAAACAUUAGCAAGUGUUAGGAAUUAGUUUGUUGCU
This is a messenger RNA of Fusarium oxysporum Fo47, 758 nucleotides long. Its product is annotated as acyl-CoA N-acyltransferase. The transcript has a single exon. The coding region runs from base 47 to 595 and encodes 182 amino acids. The record is from RefSeq and is a predicted model, not a curated record. Lineage: Eukaryota; Fungi; Ascomycota; Sordariomycetes; Hypocreales; Nectriaceae. Gene Ontology annotation, molecular function: acyltransferase activity, transferring groups other than amino-acyl groups.